GGUUCACCCAAAUGCCCUGUAAAUCUACCACAGAAAUCCUCAGCAGACUGUAAAGUUCUAAGGGAAAACGGUCUUGUCGAACAGAGACGCAUAUUUCAGCUUGUACCACGCCCCCCGCUACCCAUGCCUCUGGUGAAUAUGACCAUUGACCAGCUCAAGGCUUACUUCCUUCAAGAUGAAUUUGCGAAGAAUUAUUUUCUCGGUUAUGGGUCCAUGCUUCUUAAAAACAAAGGUUUUGCGGCCAAGUGGAGAGCAAAACAUCCUGCAGAAAUAACUGGGUUCGAGGAGUACGAGGAUAUAUUUAACGAAUUCAGGAGGAAUAUAGGCAGUAAUGUAAGUGGGGUUAACGUUGUUUGCAUAUUUUAACGUAAUCCCUCGAGUCCCCCAGGAGUAAUCAACAUACAUUUUCUCUUAACAACAUCAAUACACAAUCAAGGAAAAAAUAUCGAGAAGUAAUAAAAUGAUCACUUACAAUCGUGUAUCAAAUUCUCUUAACUAAUUUUCUAAGAAUUUGAAUGGCGAUCAGUCUGAAGAAUUUUUACGUUGAUAUUGGUGCUUAAAAGGAUUAAACACCGCCUUUGUUGAAGUACAGUGUGCAGCUUUACUCCAAGUGAAAAAAACACUUAAGGUACCAAUAGGGUAAAGUACUGCAAUCACGUGAAGAUGCUUACCAUAAUUGCGCACUUCAAAUAGAGUUUCCCUUUCUUCUGCACCUUCGGUUCAGCUCAACCAUUUCUGGCAGAAACUCAGGUGCAAGUUUGGUAGCCAAAUGAACAUAGACCUAACCGAGCUAGAUACUGUAGAUUGAUCAUGUCUAACAAUUGUCCAUGUACAGUAUUGCCAAACUGUUUAGAGUAGUUAAUACUGAUUAUUUAUCGGUUCCGUUUUAGGGUCUAAAUUAUUGUUGUUAUUUUCAUCAUCAUCAUCGUUAUUAUCGUCAUUAUUAUUUUUAAUGAAUUUGUUUGCUCGCUUGUUUCAUUUCGCUGUAUCUAUGGAAAUUAUUGUAAUUUUUAAAAUUUGAUUCUAUCUCAAUUCUACACGUCCAAUCUAUAUCCAGGGUAGUUCUGGCUUCUAUCGCUUCGCGUCAAAUGUAGAACCCUUUAGAGAUUUACUCAAUGACUGGCCAGAUGACGACAUCUUUGCUGAACAGAGACUAAGUGGAUGUAAUCCCAUGGUGCUUCGCAGGGUGACAGAAGACUCAGGUCAGUUAACAGUAAUCACCUAGGCUUCUACGCAAUCGUUCCUUGUGGCGUCACGCAACGUUGUGCACAAAUAUCGUUGUUGUUAUCGUUGUCAGUUAACAGUAAUCACCUAGGCUUCUACGCAAUCGUUCCUUGUGGCGUCACGCAACGUUGUGCACAAAUAUCGUUGUUGUUACCGUUGCUCAUGAUUGACAUUAUAAAUGAACCUAUAAAAGUUUAUUGUCGGUACACACAUGUAAUUCUAACUUUUGCUCAUGCACUAAGGCCUAGCUCAAGAAUUUUUUGUGAGUUUUUUAUCUUGUUGUGUAAUCAUGACAUUUUCCUCAUUCCACCUGUUUAGAGGACGUGGGGCUAAAAUGGUCCGAGUUAAGCCAAACUCUCAACCCAAACUACAACUGGGAAGCUGCUAUCCAGAAUGCUACAGAUAGCAAUGAACCACUUGCUGAGGUUAAGUAUAAUCUACUGUUUUCUAUUUGAUUUUAAGUGGAAGGAAACUUAAGGAAGUAGACAACACUUGCGUGGGGCCGGAGGCUCUGGCGGUUAGGGAACAGGGAUCCCCAGGGGAACCAAUGCAACCCGGCAGCAGAGGGGUUUCACAGUAUCUGUCUACUCAGAGUAGGAAUUUUUCAACUUUGAACAACACACAGGUGGAAACAUUAAAGAUGAGCAAUACUGUCAUCAAUCAGUCCAUUUUUAGCUGGAAUAUUUUUCGUUCACAAAAUGACAGUUUUGUUAUUUUUCGUGUCCAGUCGGCUGAGAUUACAACGUAUAUAUCAUCCUAUUGAGACUAUCUUGAAAAGCAUAAACUAAUACUUAUUGUUAUUAUUCUGAUUUAUCCUUAGGAAAUAAAAAAUGGCAAUGUUUACGUACUUAGAUACGAGGUUUUCGACAACAUGGUAUCUUUUCCAGAAUCGGUUGAUCAGAAAGCCAAUCGCACAUUGUGGCCUUCAAAAUCGCCCGUGGCGCUUUUCGCCGUAAAAUCCGACGGAUUGGACAGACGUCUUCGCCCUGCAGCCAUUCAAAUCGAUUAUAAACCAGGUAUAGUCAGUUUAAGUGUUUUGGACUGAAUUUGGACGAAUUUACUCAACAACUGGUAAAAAUGUAUUCGAGGUCACAGGAACUUGGUAAUCAAAUGACUGCAGGUGGUAACAUGAUUUCUGCAAGACCCUUCUGUCCCUAAAGUUUAAAAACGCAAACAAGGUUUUUGUCAAGCUCCUUUGCUGGUCGCCACACUUUAGGCAGCCUGUUUCAGGCGUUCAGAUAGUGGAGGACAGCACAAAGAGAUAUAAGGAUGAAAGACCGCAAAGGGUGAUCCCUCUAACCUCACGCCACAUUUUCUGAACGCCCGUAGGCGGCAAAAGCGGAUCUAGAACCUAAUGUUAAGAGAGGACAGCUUAUCCAGACAGACCGUGAGAGUUCUAAGAUGAGGGAGGGAGCGAGGAGGCAAACUCGGAAAUAACUUUUUCUCGGCCGUAUGGGCCUCGGUUUGGCCCAGCAUUAUAGGUAGGGGAGUACCUACCCUAGAUCUUACACAGUUUAGAAAUUUUUUUGUCUCGAAAGUUGUGCAAUUAAACAUUUCAGUUUCCAUCACUGUAAAUAGAUUCUCCUGUAUACUCGCCGAUGGAUGGAGACUCAUGGAUGCUGGCCAAGAUGGUUGUCCAAGCAACAGAUUACGUACACAGCCAAAUGGUAGAACAUCUCCUCAAGGCAAGCAAUUAUUUAUGUAAAAAAAAGAACUUAUCUUACGCUAUCGGUUUCUCCCUUAUAGGGACUGCUGCUUUGUGCAAUGCUUGAUGGGGGCCUUCCUCUAUAAAAUUACAGUUUCCGUGCAAAUAGAGGAUUUAAAGGUAGACAAUCUGAUUUCUAGCAGCUUCGUUCGAUUCGUCUUCGCCGAUUUACAAAUAGCCGGCGAAUAGAGCCAUUUCUCCUAGUUCAUCGCAGUUUGGGACGUUUCGCCAGACGUCUUAAAAGCGGCGACGAGCGGGAAGAGCCGUCUACAUUCACAGGCCACUUUACAAGCAAUUGCUGGUACCACUUUGGAAUCUUUCUUCUUCUUCUUCUUCUUCUUCUUCUUCUUCUUCUUCUUCUUCUUCUUCUUCUUCUUCUUCUUCUUCUUCUUCUUCUUCUUCUUCUUCAGUUUUUUAUUCUUCUUCUCAGUUCUUAAUCUUCUUACAAUUUUUUCCCUUAGAACACUUCCAUAACCGUCGCUUUUAAUUAACCUUCAGAUCCAUCUAUUUGCGGAGCCCUUCUGCGUGGUUCUUUAUCGUCGCUUCUCUUCCCAGCAUCCACUUCACGAGCUUCUAAAAUAUCACUGUAGAGGUGUCAUCGCUACAAACACAAUUGGAUCCCCAUCAUUAAUCAUGAAGGGCGGCCACAUGGAUCAGCUAACAGCCAUGGGGGCAGCAGGAACUGUGCUACUGUUACAACGUGGUUACAAAACUUUGAGUUGGAAUGAUACCGAUUUCUAUCUUGAUAUCCAGGUAAAACACACUCAACUUCGUCUGAUACUGAAUGCGGACCCCUUCUGACCGCAGGUUGAUCUUAAUAUGGUGUGUUCGUUAUAGCGGCGAGCGAGAGGUAUUUCUUGUAAGAAAAUUUCAUUUGAGAGGAAAAGUAUCUCCAUUUACCAGAAUUUCGAGAUGUGAAACUGAAGAAUUAUGACUGAUCUACGAGGAGACACGCGGUGUUCUGAAAGUUUUCCUUGAGAACGUCAUCCCCGAUGCCGUGACUGAAUUCAACCGAAAAGACAAAUAUCGUAAAAUUCCGAAAAUAAGCCCCUCCAUGUAUAAGCCCCUCCAAAUAUAAGCCCCCGAAACUCAUAACGCAAAAAUCCCUCCGUUAAAUUGCCCCUCCAAAUAUAAGUCCCCGGGGGGGGCUUUUUGUACUUGGAAAUUGCCCUCAAAUACAAUAUAAAACAAAGCAAAUACGGUAAAUUUCCUUCCAACUACAAGGCUAGCCCAAUCGAUUUUGAAACGCAAAAUUCCUCCGUAGAUAAGCGACUCCGAAUAUAAGCCCCUCCAAAAAUAAGCCCCUCAAAAAGGGCCUUUGAAAAAUAUAAGCCCCGGGCCUUAUUUUGGGAAUAUUACGGUAUGAUGUUAAAUAAUAAAAAUGGAAAAAAAAUAUUUGUUGUUUGUUCCCGGUUUUAAAAAAUGCCACUCAAGUAGUAUAGUAAGGACCAGUAAGACCCUUUUUGAGUGCGUGACGAAGGUGUCGGCUUGCGGUAAUGGUGGUUGAGGGAAAAUAAAAAGUUAAGAAAGAACGAAAUGGCUGAAUUCUGGAAGAGAAGGAAACGGAGAGAUGUAAGUAGAAAAAUGCUAGAAAGAGCUAGUUUGCCUUCACACGAUUUGCACGCCGUUGCCGUGAAGCCCUGAUUGCAACAAUCAGUGGACCGGAACUGGAACAAUUUGUUGUCUGCAAAGGACAAGGGAAGAAGCGAGAAAAUAGAACUUGCAUAACGACGUCACGGCUUUGUGUUUUUAAGUCAAGGGCUUGUUAGACAAAAGGUUAUCACGUUAUCAGCUCUCAAGUAUUUCUCCUCAAAUUAACGAGACUUUCCUGCAAAAUAGGGGCAAAUCGGUCACUAAUAUACUACUCACUCCCGAUCGGUUUCCGUUGCAGCGAGAGUUAAAAAAAUUAUAAAGUUGUGCUUUCGGGAGCUGAAAUAGUUUCCCCUAUUUCGUACGUCCCAGCGUACUCAAAAGGGAUUCUAGUCCUUUUAAAGAGAGUCUGUUUUGGUCAAGCAAUCAGUCAGCUCACUGCUGUCUGUGUUAUUGGUGCGUUCGAAAUAGCGAUGAGUCAACAAUUUGAAAUUUGCAAAUUGCAAUUUGCUAUUGGCUAGCUGUCUCAUAAUUGUUUCUUUUGUCGUUGUUUUCGACAGAAUCGCGGUCUAGACGACAAAGAACUUCUGCCAUAUUUUCCGUACCGUGACGACAGCGAUCUACUCUUGCUGGUUAUAAGGAGGAUGGUAGAGGACUACGUGAGCACGUAAUCAUAUGAGCUUUUUUUAUUCUGUUCAUUUCUCUUCACUGCUUGAUUGGAGUUUUGAUUUUCGAAACUUAUUAAUCGAGUCAUAGUUAGAGUCCCAACACUAUUGCAAUUCAAUUAUGGAUAGUUUUUACAAGAAUUUGGUUUCAUCAAAUGAGUUAGCAAACUCAGUUUACCACCGUGUUGCCCCCGUGUACUUGUGAAAUCCGGAAUCCAGGGCCUUGGAAUCCGUAAUUCUGCACAAGGAAUCCGGAAAACUGACAAGAAAUCUCGAAUCCAGUACCUGAAAUCCUGAAUCCAGAACGUGGAAUCCAGAUUCCAAGACUGGAUUACUUUGCAGGGGCGAACCGUGAAAAGAUUGAAAGGUUGAAGUUUACAGCGCCAUACUAGCUCUUCUGAUUAAUUUUCUCUGACAAAGGGCCAGCCCUAGAGCACGAAAAUCACUUUUUCAGACCUUGUACUGUACUUUCAGACCCAGUUAAUAAAAUCAAAUAAUUGUAUUUCACCUUUGCUUUUGCUUUUAUAAUUAUGCACUCCAUUUAUUUAUGGCUCCUAUUGCUUUCAAACCAAAUUGGUAAUUACUAAGUCCAUAUAUAUUAAAGCCAUCAACACUCAGUCCAGUUACUGGCUAGUCCUUGAGCAAAUUCUUCGAGUCUUCAGUCCACUCGGAUAGCCUGGAUUGUCUUGAGAGGUGUCUGUGACGAUGAUCCUAUAUAACAAGAAACGUUUUUUAAAAAGUGUGCUUUCUUCUUUAGGUACUAUCGUCGCGACAAAGACGUGAGGGACGAUAAAGAGCUGCAGGCCUUUGUAAAUGAGUUGUCCAUCGACGGCACUGGCCCCGAUGGUGGAAGUGGACAGGUACGGAGAAUGCGGUGGUGUACACGUACUAUUGUUUUCAAUUUUUCAUUAAGCGCCCAUAUGUAUAAUUUUUUAUAUCAAACGGAAGCGCGCCUGAAAUAAUGGUUGGUCAGGGGUCGACAGCUUCCAUUAUCGGGGUCAACUUUAGCAACGUGAAGUGAGCUGGCUAGACAAACAGGAAUAUCCUCUCUUGGCUCAAAUAAUUCUUCUUUCUUCCUUUCUUCCAGUACAAAUAUAAUGGUAUAAUUUCAGGGAGUGGCACUCCAUACAUCAUAUCGUUGAUUUACAAUGUAUAACCCGCAUGUAAAACGUGUAUUUAAAGGGAAUAAAAGUACCUCAUUCGUCUUCCCUUACUUCCUCUUUUAUGACCAGGCGGUUUAGCGUCUUCCUGUCGCAAAAGCACCUAAAUAUAGGACAGUAGGGCUGUCUUACGAAGUGACUGUAUUUGCAGUAAAAUAUACAAUAGCAGAACCGACGCAAAACAGCCAAACUUGACCAGAUAAAAAUGUUUCCAACUCUUCUGUCGCCAGGUAAAAGACUUUCCUUCUGUUUUAAGUGAAAGGAUCGAAGUCGUCGACAUGGUAACAAGGUUGUUAUGGUUACUAAGCGUGAAACAUGCCACCGUUAACUACCCUGUGAGUGACUAUGGAGCUUUCACGCCUCUUUUACCCACCAAGAUUUUCAAUGAUACUCGCGUUCCACCAGGAGACUUUUCCAUCUUGAAUUUACCAAAUAGUGACAUAUCUUCAGUAAGUGUUUUAAAGUCUUAAUGAGUCAACAAAUUAUUUAUUUUCAUUUCAUAAAUUUAUUUACAUGUAAUCAUAAAUUUUAUGACGAUUAUUAUUAUAAUUUAUCGAGUUAUAGUGCAGAAGUGCUUGUAAUUUUUCAAUAAAAGCUUUGUAUACGUUUGCGCUUAAUUAUGGCGUUCAGCUGAACUUUGGUCAGCUUACAAAAAUAGGUACAUCGUCCACUACUUACUGAUCAUGACCCAUCAGAGCGCUCGUUUUAGCAUACAUGUUAUAAUUCUUGUCUUUUCAAGAAACAAAAACCACUACCAUUUUUUCACAUAAAACCUUGGAAACUGGUGUUCCUGUACAUGUAAAUUUCGUUUUCAAGCCAGUGUGGUCAGGUCACAUGCAGACAAAAAUUGCGAGACUGAUCUGUCGACCACAUGGCCACUGCUAUUCACUCUCGUGCGCUCACAAAGUUGGUCUUUGAUUUAAAAAAAAGAGAAAUAACUUACUCGCAGAUAAUAAAUUGUUGUAUUGCUUCUUUUCGCCGACAAAUGCUCAUGAGGGUGUUGGGUGAGGGAGUGUUGCCCAACUCGCUGCAUGUUGUUGAUUUGAUGACUGUCGAAUUCAAGGCCCUCUUCUUCUUCCACCGAUUUUUUUCUUAUCAUCCUUCUAAUUAUUUUUUUUUUUCUCACUCCUUUCAGGCACAAGUUGAGGUGGCCAUGAACGUCGGGGCAUACCAUUAUGAUACGCUAUUUGACUAUUACGAUGAGCUUUCAGAUCCUGAGGCGAGGAAACGCGUGCGAUUUUACUACUACUACUUUCAGUAUGCUAUCAGCCCAAUGCUAAAGUUCAGAAACUACAGAAGAUUCAGAAAAGGACACCUGACAUACCCCUAUUUACAGUACCCUUGGCUUCCGAACGGAAUUCAAACAUAG
Messenger RNA from Porites lobata, 7713 nucleotides. The record is from the annotation of a GenBank genome assembly. Lineage: Eukaryota; Metazoa; Cnidaria; Anthozoa; Scleractinia; Poritidae.